Molecule: messenger RNA, 921 nt
Organism: Clonostachys solani
Lineage: Eukaryota; Fungi; Ascomycota; Sordariomycetes; Hypocreales; Bionectriaceae
Source: the annotation of a GenBank genome assembly
AUGGCGAGCUUCAAGACCAUUUUUCAGCUUUCAAACAAGCCUACUUGUUUCGAAAACAUCACCAUAAGCCCAAUAGAUGGCACGCUUCUUGUGACCCGUACCGACCGCCCGGAGGUCUGGCGCGUUGACCCUGUGAGUGGGGAUGGGUCGUGCCUUGUAACUAUCCCUGGUGUGACCUCUGUCACUGGCAUCUGUCGUCUUGGUGAUAGUACCUUUGCACUAGGUGCCGGCAAUUUUGACUCUACUACGGGCCCUGAGGCUGGAUCAUGGAGUAUCUGGGUCCUCGAGCUCUUUCCCAGCAACGAGCAGCCCGGCCUACGAAAAGCUGCCGCCAUCCCACCCAUUGGCUUCAUCAACGGCAUCGCCAUGUGGGAUCCGAACACAGUCCUAGCUACCGACUGUGCCAACGGCAAAGUAUAUAGCGUCGACGUCUCCCAGAAAGAUACUUUCGAGGUCGCCCUUGCCGAUGAAACCAUGACAGUGCCCGCCGGGGCACCCCUGCCCAUCGGCAUCAACGGAAUCAAAGUUCGCCGUACGCCGUCUGACACCUUUGUGUAUUACACCACUACGAUGCGGAUGUCCCUGUAUCGUGUGCCCGUCUCAGAUGAGAUGACAGCGAUUGGACCAGUCGAGACUCUGUAUUCUGGCUCGAUCGUGGACGACUUUAUCGUCAUGGAAAGCAGUGGGAUGAUUUAUCUAUGCACUCACAACGAAAACACAGUCAUAUGCAUCUCGCCAGACCACCAGCAAUCAAAAAUAGUGGCGGGGCAUAAGAGGAAGAUGGAUCUUGCGGGCUGCACGGCUUGUGUGCUGGGGCAGGACGGAACAAGGCUCUAUGUGUGUACAAACGGGGGCGACUCGGAGCCUGUUGAUGGAAAAACAGAGCCGGCGAGUAUUGUGGAAUUGGAGCUAGCUUGGUAG